UUGUCUGUCUGGAAAAUGCAUAAAUUUGCAAGACAUGGGCGGGUGCAUCGCUUUCUUGCAAAAAACGAAUUUUUAAUAAAACAAUUGUUGGGUUCUGAGUUGCAUGUAAAUUGCGUGCGUAUAAAUAGCCGUGGCCCGAGCAAUGCCAGAGAAUAAAAGAGUGUGAGGGAGCUCAGAACAAGAGAAGAGUCCAGUGAUGAACCAAUCUAUUUCGAGUUGCACCAGUCUCUUAUUGGAUACCGAUAUGCCAGAAGCAGAGUCAUCAGGGACCAUAGAGGUCAAACAUAAGAAGUUCUCCACAGGUUCCCUGAGUGGUGCACCAGAUGUGUCCCGGCCAAAGAUGGUGACAGUGAAGCAUCCAGAGUCAAAUAAGCCAAAGCCAACUGUGAAGAAGAACAAGCCAGUCCAUGCUGACCUGGAUGUGAUUAAAGAGUUCAUAAGAUGCAAGGAGGAUGGUGUCAAGAGGUUGGACUUGAGCAAGUCCAAUAUAACAUCAAUACCAGCAACAGUGAGAGAUUUAACACAUUUAUCUGAGCUCUAUUUGUAUGGUAAUAAAAUAGUAUCACUUCCUUCUGAGAUUGGCUGUUUAGUUAACUUGCAUACACUUGGGCUGAGUGAGAACUCUCUGACUAGUUUACCAGACUCAUUGGAAAGUCUGAGAUUGCUUAGGUUGCUUGAUUUGAGGCAUAACAAAUUGAAUGAUAUACCUGAUGUGAUUUACAAGCUUAGCUUGACUACACUGUUUUUAAGGUUCAACAGAAUCCGAUAUGUAGGUGACGAAAUUAGAAGACUGACGUCCUUAACUAUGCUCAGUUUACGCGAGAAUAAAAUCAAGGAGCUGCCGUCGGGUAUUGGGAAAUUAGUUAAUUUAAUAACUUUCGACGUGUCUCACAACCACUUGGAGCAUUUACCUGACGAACUGGGUUUUUGUAUUAACUUAUCAACACUAGAUUUGCAACACAAUGAGUUACUUGAUAUCCCAGAAAGUAUAGGACAGUUGCAGCAGUUGACCAGACUAGGUUUAAGGUAUAACCGAUUAUCCACUGUUCCCUCCUCUCUAAGCAAUUGCAAGAACAUGGACGAUUUUAAUGUCGAGGGAAAUGCGAUUAACCUUUUACCCGAAGGAUUGCUAUCUAGUCUAGGUAAUCUGAGGAGCAUCACGUUGUCCAGAAAUAAUUUCACCAGUUACCCAACCGGCGGACCUUGCCAAUUCGACAACGUCGAUUCCAUCAAUCUGGAACACAACCAGAUUUCGAAAAUACCAUACGGCAUCUUCACCAGGGCGAAGAAUCUGACGAAGCUGAACAUGAAGGAGAAUCAGUUGACAACGCUGCCGAUCGAUGUGUGCACUUGGGUCAAUAUGGUUGAACUCAAUCUGGGCACGAAUCAGCUGGCCAAACUACCGGAUAACAUUCAGUGUUUACAGAGCCUUGAGGUACUAGUCUUAUCUAAUAACCUUCUAAGGCGCAUCCCUCCGAUGAUCGGCCACCUUAGGAAACUCAGGGUGCUAGAUCUGGAAGAGAACAGGCUGGAGCAGCUGCCAAAAGAGAUCGGCAUGCUGAAAGAGCUGCAGCGAUUGGUGCUGCAGUCAAAUCAAUUGAAUUGCCUUCCUAGGGCGAUAGGUCAUCUGUCGAAUUUGGUAUACCUGAGUGUUGGAGAGAAUAACCUCUCAUUCGUGCCGGUUGAAAUUGGAACGUUGGAGAACCUGGAGAGCAUCUACCUAAACGAUAAUCCUUCCUUGCAUAAUUUGCCCUUUGAGUUGGCCCUAUGCCGAAGUUUACAGAUCAUGAGCAUCGAGAACUGCCCGCUAACCCAAAUACCUUCAGAAAUUGUGAUCGGGGGACCCUCGAUGGUCAUACAAUACCUGAAAAUGCAAGGUCCCUAUCGUGCCAUGUGAUUUAACUAACUGUCCAAACAAAAAUGAAACUAGAAGCUGAGAACAGACGUGUGAUUGUUAAAAGAAAGCAAAAUAUAAUAAUAACGAGAUGAAAAAAAGAUAUAUAUAUAGCGUGCAUUAGCUGUUAUUUUCUCGAUUUCAAUAAAUUUCCCAAUGUUUGCCAUUUUUAUAUAUAAAUAUAUUUUAAAUGAAGAAAUCAUUUAUAAUAUCUAAAACCAACCGAAAGUAUUUAAUAAGAGUAUAUCAACGUGUUUCUGAAAUGUAUUAUUAUCAAAAGAUAGAAAAAAAAGUUGGGAAACCAGUAUUAAUAUACAUAUAUUUUUUUAAAUAGCAAAGACUGUGUUAAUCGAACAUCACAAGCGAUCGGAGCAAGCAUUGCGGAAAUAGUUUAUUCAUUUGUUUGAACAUUGUUUUUAAGCACUCUCUCUAUAUAUAUAUACAUACAUAAAAUCGUUUUAUUUUUUAAUGUUCUUUGUUUAAGUGCGCAUAGAGAACCCCGAAAAAAAAAACAGUUAUUUAAUUAUUUCGUUGAGUUUGAAAUGUAAUUUAUAAUCAAAAGUAUAUUGCAACGAUUUGUUUAUCUAGUCUGGAAUUAUGUAAAAUGUGUUAUUAAAUUAUGUAUUGUGGGCGGUGAAGAUUCUUUAUUUGUUAAUUGGUUUGAGGUUUUUAUUCUUUUGUGUAAUCGAGAAGGAGAACCGCUGUUUUUCGUUUUUGUUUCCUAGGAUUAGCUGAUAACUUGCUUCAUUACUGGAGUGCAUUUGUCUGUACUUUGUUAUAUAUAUAUACAUACACAUAUAUAAAUGAGUGGUGUUUCAUUCUUGCAGAAGAGCAUCUGUUUUUUUGUUUGUUUUUUGUAUAGUAAUGGCAUGUUGUUUAGAAGAAACGUUGUUGAAACAUUUACGGUUGAUAUAGGUGAAGCAUUUUUCAAACAAUUGUUAAAGUCGUCGCGACGGAGGAUAUGGGGGUGGCAGAAAUAUUAAAUGUGCUAAAUGUUAUAUUGUAAUGAUAUUUAUAUAAUAUAUACACGAUGUAAAAUUGUAUAAGUAUAUUCGAUGCUUUAGAGGAGAGAUCUCGAGCGACUCUUGUGUACUUUCGAUUUCGAGUUAUUAUACUUUGCGUUUACUUACUUACGUUCGAUGUGCGUUUCCGUUUUCCUUCUAUUACAUUUGUGAAGUAUAUAAAUAUACUAUAUAUUUUUAAUGCCAGAUUUAUUACUGUGUAUGCCAUCUAUGUGGUUCACUGUUACGAAUAAUAAAGUA
Nicrophorus vespilloides is the source of this 3156-nucleotide messenger RNA. It is a transcript of the gene Sur-8, whose product is annotated as leucine-rich repeat protein soc-2 homolog. The transcript has 2 exons. Bases 197 to 1897 code for a protein of 566 amino acids. NCBI's taxonomy places the organism in Eukaryota, Metazoa, Arthropoda, Insecta, Coleoptera, Silphidae. Gene Ontology annotation, molecular function: protein binding. The record is from RefSeq and is a predicted model, not a curated record.